AUGGCGGUGGAUACGGCCGGUGUUGGAGCCGGCCGGAACCAUGGCGAAGAGGCCGAGCUGAUGGGUGUCCACUAUACCAAGAUAUAUUUCGUGUCGGCACGUAUAUACCUGUUUAAACCUCGAGAGGCAAUGUUCGUCUUCUUCUUCUUGGGAAUACUGCUCUUACAUCACAGCGAUGCUAGUUUACUUCAGAAGAGGAAAGGAGAUUAUCCCGAUGCCAACGAGGUUAUCCAGAAGCUCCCUCAAACGUACAUGCUUCAAUCAGUUGAAAAUUAUUCGGAUUUAACUUGUGGUUAUCAAGUUUUCUACAGUGGGACGUAUGGAAACAAAACUUACUCAAAUUAUGACCUAUUCUUUCUCUACAUGGACGGUAGUCUAUUUAACCAGCCACUUUAUAUAAGAAAUGUGACUGGGUACAUAAUUACUAUGAGCAUAGAACCAGGUGCGCUGAGGUUUCUUUUGUAUGGAAUUCGUUUAACCGCAUAA
Molecule: messenger RNA, 486 nt
Organism: Ixodes scapularis (black-legged tick)
Lineage: Eukaryota; Metazoa; Arthropoda; Arachnida; Ixodida; Ixodidae
Exons: 4
Coding region: 1-486 (161 amino acids)
Source: RefSeq, a predicted model, not a curated record